This is a messenger RNA of Octopus sinensis (East Asian common octopus), 933 nucleotides long. RefSeq lists its product as uncharacterized. The coding region runs from base 1 to 933 and encodes 310 amino acids. NCBI's taxonomy places the organism in Eukaryota, Metazoa, Mollusca, Cephalopoda, Octopoda, Octopodidae. The record is from RefSeq and is a predicted model, not a curated record. The transcript is spliced from 2 exons.
AUGUCUAUGGGUUCGUUACCUACUUUUACAGGUGAUGCCACACUGUGGUUUUCACAGUUAGAGGCACAAUUUCGUGCACAAAGUAUCACUCCCGAGCAGCAGUUGCAAAUCCUUUAUGGUUGCAUGCCGCCUCAACUGGCAUCUACAGCAAGAGACCUUAUCACAGACCCUAGUCCAGGCGCUACUUAUGCGUCUGUUAAAUUAGAGGUAGAGAAAAGAAAUACACGAAGCGAGGAAAGUCGUUUCAACGAAUUAAUGGCAGAUGAGCAACUGGGAGAUAGGACUCCGUCAGAAUUCUUACGAAGACUGAGGGAGUUAAGUGGUAAUUCGGAAGAUUUUUUUUCGAGGUUGUCCGCCUAUAUACAGACCGUUUUGGCAACCGGCUUAGAGACAAAUACAGUGGACCAAAUAGCAACGAUGGCUGAUAAGAUGGUUGAAUUUGCCGUUCAACCAUCGUCACGGUCUGCUUGUGCCUGUUCACAAACUUCUUCGGCCUCAAUUGAGGGGCUUUCUAAACUAAUAGAAACCCUCACUAAAAGGAUGGACGCGAUGUGUCGCGAUGGUAAGCGAUCUUCAAAAUCGCGGAGUCGCAGUCGUUCAUCCUCGAGAUCAACACAGUCUAAGUCUGGACUGUGUUGGUACCACUCCAAUUAUCGUGCAUUCUUUGUUAAGGAUCUAGUGUCGAAGAAAAACUUCAUGGUGGAGACUGGUUCUUGUUGCAGUAUUUGGCCACUGCGUUGCACAACCGACAGGCCAAAACGAUCUAACGUCAUCUUGCACGCUAUUGACUCGUCACCAAUAGCCACAUUCGGUCAGAUCUCGUUACGCCUUGAUAUUAAUCUUCGUCGAGACUUUCAAUGGGUUUUUGUCAUUGCCGACAUUCCGCAUCCUAUUUUAGGUGCGGAUUUUCUGGAUAAAUUGAUUUGUUGGUAG